Molecule: messenger RNA, 4361 nt
Organism: Plutella xylostella (diamondback moth)
Lineage: Eukaryota; Metazoa; Arthropoda; Insecta; Lepidoptera; Plutellidae
Product: kelch-like protein 32
Molecular function (GO): protein binding
Source: RefSeq, a predicted model, not a curated record
UCCUUCCUUUUCUCCUUUCUGUUUAUUUUUUGUUUGAAUUUAACAUCCACAACACAAUAAUAUUUCUAUUAAGUUUUUAAACAUUACAAGGCAUUUAUCUAAAAGGACCAUGAGUAAAGUUACUUUAAUUGUUGACGGCCAAACAUUUAAGGCUCGCAAAGAUGCCCUGUGCGAGUUCAGUGAUUAUUUUCGGGCGAUGUUCAGCGGCAACUAUGUGGAAAACGAGCUGCGGGAAGUUCAAAUCAAUGUUGUGGAUGCAUGCUCAAUGAAAACAAUCAUAAAAUAUAUCGAUAAUGGCUUAAUAGACCUGACAGACUACUCUUUGAAUGAGAUCAAUGACCUGGCAGCAUCAGCAAACUUCCUGCAAAUCACUGAGCUGCUGAAGCAAAUUGAGUGUGUGUUGGACCUGCGGCUCAACGUCGCCAACUGCUUGCACAUCAUGGGCAUGGCUGAGAUGGCGUCGUUCCCUGCGCUGAAGAAGCUUGCAGCUUCUUAUGCUCUCCUUCAGUUUAAAGAAAUGAAAGCAGAGUACAUUCCAAGCCUGCAGUCCCUGCACUGGUACCUCUCUCACUCCCACCUGAACACUGACUGUGAAUUGUCUGUGUUUAAAAUGGGAUUGCAGUGGGUCAUUGAGGCACACAGGUCGGCCGAUGCACUUCUCAUUGUCCUUGGUUGCUUAGACAUAGCGGCUCUCACUGUGCAGGAGCUACAAGAAAUGCAGCAGUUGUUAAAAGAAUACCAGUACAGCCUGGCCUCCAAAAUGGUGGAUUGUCUGCAUGAAAUAUUUGUUAGAUUCUGGGACAUAUCAACCACAGAUAUUGUAAAAAAUAAGCAACUUUUAUGUGAACUUAACACUGAGAGAGUUUUUACUGAAGUCCUCAAUCUAGUGAACUCGAGUAUGAAGAGGGAGCUGAAGCUGGUGCCAUGCGUGUCGCUGACGGAGAGCACGGGCUGCCACGAGAAGGGGCCACAGUUCAUCUACACUUUCGAUGAGUCUACAGGUUUUGAGAAGUGGCUGGAGAUACCAGAGAAGAACCUGUGGGGCUGGAGCGUGGCGGCGUGGGGCGCGCACCGGCUGGUGGUGGCGGGCGGCGAGUACGGGCGCGGCUCGGGGCGCUUCCUACGCGACGUGCUGGUGUACGACACGCUGCGCGCGCGCUGGUCGCGGCUGGGCGCGCGCCUGCCCCCGCGCCGCCACGCCGGCCUGGCCGUGCGCGGGGACACGCUCUACAUGGCGGGCGGGGUCGGCAGCUUCAGAAUAGUGCUGAGCUGCGCCAUAGCGGUCGAUCUGGAGGAGCGUUCGUUCCGCAAGCUGGCGGCGCUGCCGGACGCGCUGCAGAGCCCGGCGCUGUGCGUGCACGCGGACACGCUGUACGCGGGCGGACACAAGCACGUGUACCGGCUGGCGGAGCGCGCGGACGGGGGCGAGCGCUGGGAGCAGGCCGUGGAGUCGCGCGCGCUGCGGCCCUCGUGCCUGGUGCCGCUGGGCGCGCACGUGUACAUGGCGCAGAGCUACUGCAGCCACCUGCUGCGGUUCCGCCCCGGGGAGGACAAGUACGUUGACACGUACAAGAGCUUCGUGAAUCCUGUUGUAGCUAUGUGCACUGAUGGCAAGAGCGUGGUGGCGGUGUGCGCGGCGGCGGCGGGCGGCGAGCUGCGCGCCGUGGAGCGGUACGAGGGCGGGGAGCUGCGCCGCACCCGCGUGCUGUGGACGCAGCCGGACCAGGCGAGUGAGCUGACAGUGAGCGCGGUGUGCGGCGCGGUGGCGCUGGCGCUGGGCGCGCCGCCGCUGCGCCCCGCGCGCUCCGCCUGGGCCGCCCAGCAGCUGCGCGCCUUCCUCGCCACGCCCCACCCGGACUACUGACGCAGCCAGCCGGAGUCAGCCGGACCACGCAGCACCCAGCCGGACCAAGCCACGCCCAGCCGGACCACGCCGUAGCAAGCCCCGCCCAUCCGGACCACGCUGCACCAAGACCCACGGUGACGGAGACAUUGUUGACGUUAGGUAGACUUUUAACUGACGGUAGUUCUGAUUCUGAUAUAAACUUAAUUUUGUGCUUACAUGACCGUGGUAAAAUACGCCACCGAGUCAAUAUAAACAUGAUUUCUGAAAGGCGCCCAGAAGGCAGGUAUAUUGAUAAUCGAUUGUUAUCUUUUAAUUGUAACUAUCUUUUGCCCGCGAGUUUUGCUGUGCCUUAAAGGGUAUUCCGGAGUAAAUAUCAGACAUCAGCCCAUUUCUAGUGUAAACAAAUCUAGCACAUUGUACAUACAUACAUAUUGAUAUUGUGGGUCACAAUACAAAACCUAUCAAAUUACUAUCAUUGCAUUCUUAUAGGGUUUGUUAUUUUCAUUUUGCACCAAAAGAAAACAAGUACUAGGUAGGUAUAUUAAAAACCGCUAUUGACUACAUUACACACUGUAAUGUACUUUAUUAGAUAACACAUAACUCCAUAUCACUCUGUAUCGAAAUACUUCUCAAUGCCCAUGUAUAAACUGAUUUGCAUUGUACCAGAUUGAUCACUUUCCCCAGGAGUAAAGCAGAAUAUUAUUAUCCCGGUUUCUUCAUAUAUGUACUUUGAGUUUUCAUAUAUGAAAAUGAAAAUAAGUAUCUUUAUUGUAAGAUAUGAGGCAGGAGGGUUCUUAAUCAAUGCCUCUUGACAUCGCGUAGCUCGUUCAGUGGCGUAUUGCAUUUCAAAAAUGUCUUUAUUUUUUUAUUGACCUUUGUUGGUUGUCAAACAUUAAACAUGUAGUGGGUGUAGUCAGCGUGUAAAUUCACAGCUUUUUUAUGAUGGCUAUGCUAUUAUCCUUUUGGAUAUUACAGCUGAGGGGAACAGGUAGUCCCUGCUUCAGGUUAUUACAGCUUCAGCGUAGGCGGCGAAGCCGACCCGUCGAGGGGUUGACUGCUGUUGCGGGUGGUUGUGGUGUAUGGAUGGCGAGAAACCGCCGGGCACAUGUCUAUAUCUAGGUAGCUCUUGAGAUCCGUUGUAUGCGCCGGCGUGCAGUGUAAGGUGAUAUGAGGUGGGUUAUAUAUCGUGAUAUGAGUAAAUUCACACUGGUGAAAAGCCAUUCCAAUGUGACACUUGCAAAUGUAUAUUUGAGACUGGGUUGACCGGCUGUCGUACGACGACGGCGACGAAUCUCCGUCAGAUUCGUCAUGUAUUGUGUCUGCUGCUAGUAUGGAGCGGAGGUUAGGAGAUUGGAUCUCGGUAACUUAUUUUUUUCCAAAAUUUUAUGGGCAUCUUUGAGACAGCGGCAAAUGGGCUUCGGCUAUUCCUUGCUGCUUGCUCGGAGGUAACGGUGACGCCGGCCCGACUCGUCUCGUCACGUCGGUACACGAAGAAGUUGGGCAGAUGGAGCUGGUCCGGGGGCCGGGGCCGGUGACCUCAGGGCCUCAGAGCUGCUCCGCUGAGCUCCGAGUCAGUCUUCGUCGGUGCAGAGGGCGCGCAGGUAGCGGUAGUGGCCGAGACCGUCACAGCUGGCACGGGUUUGGCCCACUGGACUGGUUCCUCAGCCGACCUCUUCUUUCCUCGGCGCCGUCCUCGCUCCUCUUAGCGGGGCCUGCGGGGUUCUGCCUGGUGGCAGUGGGCGGGGGCAAAUUGAUGUUUGGCUUCGUGGUCUCGCGGUAGCGGGCUGGCCGCGGGGGCACUGCGGUGGUGCUCCUCGUCCUCGCCAGGCCUCUAUACCUAUUGAGGAGUUCGUCCACCGCGUACAACUGAGUGAGUUCCUCCUUGGAGAGUCGCUCGAACUGCGCGUGGAAGAGGCAGCCCGGCCUCCCCCUCGCAGCAGCGAUGGCUCUCACAAACCGCACUGGGAAGCCCUUUGUCCUCAGCGCGGCCUGGAUCUCCUCAGCAGGCGUGUCCGCUGGCAGACCUCGGAUGGCGACCUUCGACGGGAGCUCAUGCUUCAAGCUAUAUCCAUAAUAGGAUAUAGCUUGGUCCUCCUUGCUCGCCGCUUCAAGGUACCGCUGCACGAUGCGGUACUCCUCCGGCGAGUGCGGGAUGAAGCGCACCGCCUGGUUGAAGGGGCGCGCGUGCGGGGCGUGGCCCAGCAGCUAGCGCGGUCACUGCGGAAGGCGUUACACCCACUAGCGGCGGCAAAUGGGCGUCGGCUAUUCCUUGCCGCUUGCUUAGCUUGGAGGUAACGGAGUUCUGUUCUAUUCUGUUCUAGAUGACGACGAGGAAGCGACCUUCGGGCACUUGUCCUCACUCUCGACCUCAAAUGAGUCGGGUGAGCGCGGCUAUGCCAGGAAGAUCACUCGGACCGGGUCACCACCUGUCUUCAGCGCCUGCAGCACCUCGUACAGGAUCUCCGUGCCGAUCACCAGAAGUUCCUCCUUUCCCUCGCUUCUGGGUUUUUGUGCC